GAAAAUAAGACAGCUAUCUGUGAUCAGAGAUGGCGGGCGCCUCCGACCCCCUGGAAGAUAUGCUCUUUUCAGAGGUGGAUGAAAAAGCUGUGAGCGACCUAGUGGGCUCGUUGGAGUCACAGCUUGCUGACCAAAGCAACCCCGCAGGUAAAACAGACGAAAACGGAGGCGCUGGCUCAGUGGCCCCCGCUAACCAUCACUUAGGAAAAACGCUGCCAGCUCCAGUGGGCACCACAACACUAGAACAACAACAACAAGGACGGCGUUAUAAACCUGAAAUGCGCCAGGAGAUAAAGUCUAAAGACGUUAGCCUGGAUAAAAGUGUCACAUCUCCUUCUCUGGGCUGUACCCCUUCUUUUGGCGAGCCUCCCACCACUUCGGCUGCUUGUGUGAACGCCACCAGCAGCGGUUCGCAAUCACAUGGAGCAUCCAUCACAACACUGACUGCAUCUGGUGUGUCAACUUUGGCUCCAACGCCAGCCAGCAUCAGCACCACAUCCAGCCGGGGGUGUAAGGUUAGCCCCGGGACAGGUGAGACGUCGACAGAAGCUAACCCACCGAGAAAACGCAUAACCACGCCAAGGAGGAGCGCUUCGGCUCGGAUAAAGAGUUUGAACGGCGCAGCUGUAACGACUAGAAGGAACAGCAACACAGCGGUGGCUGACAACGUUAACGUUAGUUCUGUAGAUACUACUGCAACUGACGUUACACCAAACUCUACUUCCCCAGGCACAUCUUCUAUUAACACUUCGACUUUCACCCUAUCAAACGCUAACCUCCCCGUAGGGCAGUCGGCUAUUGCUCUGGACCGGGGGACUCCUACCAUUGCUUUACAUAGACUUCCGAGUCAUAUUGUAGCGAGUAUAGCCCAAAACGGAAACGGGACCAAUGUUUCGGCCUUGGUCCAGCAGGUGGCUCGCAUCGGACCCAUCACCUCCUCAACUUCACAGGGGGACCACAGCAAAACGGUCACAGAAACUGGGGCUUCCAAAACAGACGAUUGUCAGUCCAAAAUUGUAAUGUCAAGCCAGUCUGGUAAUGUUAACUCUGUAAUAAGCACUGUUCCCUCUUCGCCUUCUGUUGUCACACCAACAACAACUACAGCAUCAGCUACAACAACCACAACAGUAACCCAGCCUUUGAGCACUACUACAGCUGCUGUUAGUGUUACAGGGGUGACAGCGAGUUCUGUAUGUGGAACUGGUCAAACUACAUCAGUGACUACCACUAUUAGCAUGGUCAGGCCCACAGCCCCCUCCCCAACACCUGCUGUGACCACCUCCGCACAGUCUCAGCCCCGUCCUGGACUUACAGCGCCUCAAAGGAUCGUAGCCCCCCAGCUGAUUGUCAGACCACCUCAGCAGCAGACGACCAUACAGCUGCCCCCUGGGUUUACCAUCCCACCGGGGAUGGUGUUGGUACGCACGGAGUUGGGCCAGCUAGUGAUGGUUCCCCAGCAGGCUUUGGCUCAGGCUCAGGCUCAAGCUCAGGCUCAGGCUCAGGCUCAGAACCAGAACAACAUCUCUCCACGACCAGCCACCCCCACAACAGGAGCAUCUUUCAGAGUAACAACUCCGCAGUCUCCUGUGACCUCUCAGACCACCAGGCAGUGUGCUUUGACCCCGGCCAAGAUGGUACCGUCUCCCUCUCCUACUCCUUCCAGCCCUGCCCUCCAGACUUCCUCUUCUGCUUCCUCCUCCUCCUCCUCUUCCUCCUGUCCUGCACUCCGCCCAAAGGGCCCCGUGGCACCGGCCGUGGCUGUGACGGCUCCGCAGCAGACCCCUGUGGUUAUGGCCCCCCAGGCCCCGGCCCAGGCUGCCUCCCAGCCAGCGCAGCCUCCGCAGACGGGCAUCACCGCGAACCCCGGAGGUCCUGUCGUGUCCCAGGAAAUGCAAGAGAAUGUCAAGAAGUGUAAGAAUUUCCUGGCCACACUUAUCAAGCUGGCGUCUCACAACUCUCCGUCACCUGAGACUUCCAAGAACGUCAAAUCUCUGGUUCAGGACCUGCUGGAUGCAAAGAUUGAACCGGAGGAGUUCACCAGCCGGCUGCAGACUGAGCUCAAAUCGUCUCCACAGCCUUACCUGGUGCCUUUUCUCAAGAAGAGCCUCCCGGCCCUGAGGCUAUCUUUGCUGAAUAGUCAGCAAUCCCCAACCCCGCUCCCGCAGCAGGGAGUCAAACCAGCACCCGGCGGCCCCCCUCCUGCCAUUGUGGCUGGGCCAGCUGUCCGCAUACGCCACCCUAACAGUGUCAGCAUCACUACGGGUGCUAGUGCUCUGCCCGCUGGGACGCUCGGACAUGCAGCUGGCAUGGGUAUCAAGACAGCAGGCGCUGUCAGUGGCCAGGUCCGGAUGCCCGUGGUGAUCACACAGUCUGUCAGAGCGCAAGGCACAAUGGGGAAAGGAGGCAUCAUCCAAGCAGGCAAAUGUCCCGUGGGCUUUUCUGUUCACUACUCUGGGAAUCAGAAAAACAAGCUCAACGACCCCGGAGGAGGUUCUUUCAGGGAUGAUGAUGACAUCAAUGACGUAGCCUCCAUGGCCGGGGUGAACCUUAAUGAGGAGAGCGCAAGAAUACUCGCCACCAACUCUGAACUAGUGGGAACGCACAUCCGCUCAUGUAAAGACGAGGCCUUUCUCCAUCCGGGACUUCUCCAUCGACGAAUUCUGGAAACAGCUAAGAAGUUUGGCGUUACAGAGGUCCCUAUGGAGGCGGUUACGUUCAUCUCACAUGCCACCCAGUCACGACUUCGAACUGUUGUAGAAAAGGUUUCUACCAUUGCACAGCACCGACUGGACUCUUGUAAGGAUGACGAGUGCUACGAGCAGUCGGCAGACGUUCGCUCUCAGCUUCGAUUUUUUGAGCAGCUGGAGAGAAUGGAGAAGCAGAGGAAGGACGAGCAAGAGAGAGAGAUCCUGUUGAAAGCCGCUAAAAGUCGCUCCAGGCAAGAGGACCCAGAGCAAGCUCGACUGAAACAGAAAGCUAAGGAGAUGCAACAACAGGAACUGGCACAGAUGAGGCAGCGAGAUGCCAACCUUACAGCACUAGCCGCCAUCGGACCCCGCAAAAAACGUAAAAUGGAUUCACCAGGGAACACCCCAUCAGGGACAGAGGUUUCAGGCAGUACGGCGGGCUCCCCGGCCAGCUCCUCCACCCCGUCCACCUCAUCACGCCAGUACACACGGCAACGCAUCACUCGCGUCAACCUCAGGGACUUAAUUUUCUACAUGGAGCAGGAGAGAGAGACCGCCCACUCCCUCCUCCUUUACCGCGCCCUGCUCAAGUAGCCUCCGCUCCGCUCAGCACCCACCUCAACCUCUUCCUCCUUUUCCAGCCACGUGCCUUCAGAUCAGGUCUACUGUUUCAGCUGUGUCCACAUAUGUACUGUAAUGACGUUUGAUGUAGCUUUUAAUAAGAAGAGAGAGAGAGAGAGAGAGACCGAGAGAGAGAAAGAGAUAGAGAAAAACAUACAAAAAAUAAAACUGUUGUUACAUGUCUUCUCAGUAGGUGUGUAGUUAGAUCAUUGACUUUAAAGGCCAUAUAAAAAUUCAAAAAGUUGAAGUUGAAUUUGUUAAAGGAACAAAGUUGUUGUUGCGUUGCAGGACUCAACCCAGAACUCCGUAUUUAUUUGACAUUGUUGGCAGUAGUUUUAAAGAACCAACUUUAAAGCAAGGAUUAUUUUGGCAAAGAGAAUUAUGCUCACACCACCAUACAACCUACGAUAUUCUCCACGAGCUAUUUGUUGAACAUCGUUCAAUGAAUGUAGUUUAGCUCAAUAAAUGAGAGACUUUACUGAUUUCUAUACCGAGACAUUGUUUUGCAACAUUAGGAUUCCAAAUAACAGCAUCACGUUACGUUUCAAUACUGUAUGUGUAAAAAGUUCUUAUUGAAUUAUUUAACAGCAUGUAUAUUUUUUUUUUAUCCCAGGUAAGCUUUGUAAGAAAAGGAAUAACCCAUGUGUCAAUAUUAUGAGACCUGAAGUUUUGUACAACCAUGUGCUUUGAAUGAGUCAGAAUUGAACAGUUUAUUCUGAGUCCACAUGACCUUUUUUUACAAAGGUAAUUAAACAAAGUUAUGGUCGCACUAUGACACAAGUUUCUGAUUGGUCACCCUUUAGUAUUUAAAAAAAAAAAAAUCAUCCACACAUAAUGUGAACAUUGUUAUUAUGACUAGAUGUUUGUACGUUGUGUACUAUCAUGCUCACAGUUCUGCUUAACUGCUUAAGGACUGGGGGACUGUGAAACCUAGGAUCAAAACAGACAUUCCUUUAUCUUUUCCUCUCACUGUCCUAUCUGCUCAUUAAUAAUGUUUAAAAAAAAAAUUGAAAAUAAAAAAAAUUCUCAGUUUUGCUGGUGUGCCCUGGAGCCCCUUUUAGCCCCCACAUACUUUGGUAAUGACUGAAUGACAAAAGCACUUAUACCUGUUUUGUAUUUUGAGCCCAAAUUAAAUUUACAGCUGUAAAGUAUUGUUUAACUGUAGAAGGAAGCAGCUGAUUCUAGCCUAAAAUUGAUCCCCCCCACCCCCCACCCAUUUUGUUUUUGUCCUUGUAAUAUUAAAUUGAAGAGAUUGGGAAUGGAACAAAAAACGCCUGCUUUUUACAUGCUGUAUUGCAUUAUCGCAUUCUUAUUAUUUUAUUUUUUUAAAUCCUCAUUAUGUAAUAUUGUCCAUUAUGUGUUUGUUUUUUUCUUCUAUUUAACUAAAUAUCUUGGCCUCUAUGCAGCUUUUCUUGUCUUAUUGAAAUUUAUUUAAAUAUUGGUGGCAUUUGGAACAACUGUUGUGCGUUGUACAUUUUGACAGCACUUUUUUACAUCUAUUUUAACUGACAACUGAAAGCUGUCACUGUAUUAUAGCAAAUAAAGGACUCUUUUAAGUAGGAAACCGUAUUGCCAACAAAAGAGUUAUUUUUAACAAUUAAUAUAUUUUCUUCUUUUUUUUUGGAAUUGGCUUUUAUGCUUGACACAUUUUCAUAUAUGUUAUCUCCAAAAUAACAUGUUUUCAAACAAGCACAACAAUAUCUAUACAAAUUAUUUUUUUUUAGUGAUUUUUAUGGUUUCUGUUGGUUUCACAGGAGUACAUUUCUACUACUACUACUACUACUACUACUACUACUACUACUACAGCUUUUUAGCCAAAAUAUUAGGACAAUGUUACUGAUGUAAACAGACGGGGGAAAUAACAUUUCAAUGUACGGAUGAUUUGUAAAUAUUGUUUACAAAACUAGUGUGUUUAUUAGAACCACGUUAUUUUUGGUAAACUUGUACAUAUCUUGACAAUUUCCUGUUUGUGUGAAAAAAAACAAUACUUAUGUAUUUGUACCUAUUUUGUAAAGGAAUAAAUAAGCUGUUUACUAAAC
Etheostoma spectabile (orangethroat darter) is the source of this 5347-nucleotide messenger RNA. Its product is annotated as transcription initiation factor TFIID subunit 4. Gene Ontology annotation, biological process: DNA-templated transcription; transcription initiation at RNA polymerase II promoter. Gene Ontology annotation, molecular function: RNA polymerase II general transcription initiation factor activity; protein heterodimerization activity; DNA binding. The transcript is spliced from 15 exons. Gene Ontology annotation, cellular component: transcription factor TFIID complex. The record is from RefSeq and is a predicted model, not a curated record. Bases 30 to 3281 code for a protein of 1083 amino acids. NCBI's taxonomy places the organism in Eukaryota, Metazoa, Chordata, Actinopteri, Perciformes, Percidae.